Molecule: messenger RNA, 501 nt
Organism: Cryptomeria japonica (Japanese cedar)
Lineage: Eukaryota; Viridiplantae; Streptophyta; Pinopsida; Cupressales; Cupressaceae
Product: ethylene-responsive transcription factor 1A-like
Exons: 1
Coding region: 1-501 (166 amino acids)
Biological process (GO): ethylene-activated signaling pathway; regulation of DNA-templated transcription
Molecular function (GO): DNA binding; DNA-binding transcription factor activity
Source: RefSeq, a predicted model, not a curated record
AUGGACACGCCAGUAGACGAGGAGAAAAGGAUGUUGAAUGCGAUUGGUCAGUAUUUGCUUGGGGAAGAAUACAUACCGAAUUCCUCUUCGACGGCCGCUGCGGAGGAACAACAAAAUUAUGAGGAAAGCGAGGCAAGCAUGGCUGUAGAGGGAGCUGAAAAUAAGAAUAAAGAGGGAGAGAAACAUUACAGGGGAGUGAGGUUCGUUAAGGCUCGCGGUAAAUAUGCUGCAGAAAUUCGAAACCCAGACAAGAAGGGUUCCAGACUUUGGCUUGGCAGCUAUGAAACAGCCGAAGCGGCCGCAGCCGCAUAUGACCGUAAGGCUUUUGAAAUCCGCGGUUCAAGGGCUACCCUAAAUUUCCCUCUAAAUGUUGAGUCCGGACAGUAUGUGGAUCCCUUUUCUCAACCCUCUUCUUCGCACACUCCAUCAAACAUACCGAAGAAAAGGAAGACACAAGGGAAAGAUGAAGGUCAAUCACCCAAAGAAUUAGGUUCAGAUUAA